UUACAUGCGUGACGCUGGGGCGGCAGAGCGCGGCGCCGCGGAACUGCCAUUAAGAUGGAAGGUUUAUCAGCUGUCAUGUCGAAGCUAUGUAGCUGCUGCUGCUGCUGCUUGUUGACAGCUGGCGAAAGUGAGCUUAGUUGUCAGUUGACAAUUGUCACCGAGCGGACACUAUUAACACAUCGAGAUCAUGUGGUGCACGCGGCAACUAGCAUCGGCCAGAUUCCUGGGACGUUGUUUCAGCGCAGCGAGCGAACAAACGCGUCUGGGCAUCAUCGGCGUGCCCUUUGCCAAGGGACAGUCGAAGCAGGGCGUGGAGCUGGCGCCCGAUCUGCUGCGCCAGAGCAACCUGCGCCAGGUGCUGCAGAGCAGCGACGAGCGCCUGCUCAUCACUGACUAUGGGAACCUGCAUUACGCCGUCGACGAGACGUUGCUGCAGCAGCAGCGCCAGCAUUACUACCACAUACGCAACUAUGCGGACUUUAUGGCCUGCAAUUUGGCCUUGAUCGGCCAGGUGCAAGUGAUGCUGCAGCAGAACGCGCAGUUUUUGACAAUUGGCGGCGAUCAUGCCAUCGGCUUUGGGUCCGUGGCGGGUCAUUUGCAGCACACACCGAAUCUGUCGCUGGUCUGGAUCGAUGCGCAUGCGGAUAUCAAUUUGCAUAGCACCUCGCAGUCGGGCAAUAUACAUGGCAUGCCCGUUUCAUUCCUGCUGCAGCAGCUGCGCGCCACCUGGCAGCACGCGGCUCUCGACCAGGUAGCGCCCAAUUGUUUGCCGAAGGAUCAAUUGGUUUACAUUGGCUUGAGGGACAUUGACCCCUACGAGGCGUUCAUAUUGAAUAAAUUUGGAAUACGCUACUAUGCCAUGGAUUCGAUCGAUCGCAUGGGCGUGCCAAAGAUCAUUGAGAUGACGCUGGACGCGAUGGAUCCGCAUAACAAAAUCCAUGUGAGCUUCGACAUCGAUGCGCUGGACAGCAACGUGGCCCCGAGCACGGGCACCGCCGUUCGCGGCGGACUAACGUUGCGCGAGGGCAUCAGCAUUGUGGAGGCGUUGCGCGACACCAAGCGUGUCCAGGGCAUGGAUCUGGUGGAGAUCAAUCCGAAACUGGGCACCGAUCGAGACGUGCGCACAACUGUUGACUCGGCCCUCGAGAUACUGAAGAGCAUGUUCGGCUAUAGACGAUCGGGUGCGCGACACUACAGCAACCUGGACACGGGCAUACUGGGACACGAGCAGUAAAC
Molecule: messenger RNA, 1236 nt
Organism: Drosophila hydei
Lineage: Eukaryota; Metazoa; Arthropoda; Insecta; Diptera; Drosophilidae
Gene: arg
Product: arginase-1
Exons: 5
Coding region: 188-1234 (348 amino acids)
Cellular component (GO): cytosol; nucleus; cytoplasm
Molecular function (GO): manganese ion binding; arginase activity
Source: RefSeq, a predicted model, not a curated record